AUGUCUUCGGAAAGUUGGCCACCACCUCUCAAAGAAUGGGUCGCGAAAUGCCUAGGCCAGAUGACGGAUACCAAUCGGGAAGAAGCUCAAGCUGAGCUUAGACAGGUAAUUGCUGAUGCUUUCGUGAACAAGACCUUGUGGACCACGGACUGGGGAGGUGUGCAAUUGCAAAGCCUUAUGCCAAAGCCCCCUCCCACUCUCAAUUCUCUCAAUUCUCUCAGCAGUCUCAAGCGUAAACUGAAUGAGACACACCUGUCGACUACAACCACCAAGAAAGUCAAGAAGACAUUCAACAACAAGCCACCAUCGUCGAGCUCGUUUGACACUAAUGAUGUCGCCGCACUGAACCGCAGAGCUGCUCGCUUCCAACGGGAACACGACCUCGAACGACAGAAGGGCCUCCAUGGUCAGACAGGUCAUGCACAUUCUCCAUACUCUCAUGUCUUUGGAAAUCGAUCCGCGACUCCUUCAUUUGACGGGGAUGCCCCAGAAAUGAACGUUAAUGUACCGAACUGGGACAAGCACACCAUCGUUGGCACCUCGAAAGAGAUCUUCAAGGACUAUCUGCGCUUGACUUCAGCGAGUGAGCCCAAACCGGAGCAGAUCCGCCCAUACCCCAUUCUUCAAGAGACUCUCGCCCAGCUGAAGAAGCGUUGGCGCGAGAAGGCCAACUACAAUUGGAUAUGCAGCCAAUUCAAGAGUCUCAGACAGGACCUCACUGUCCAAAGAGUCAAGAAUGAGUUUACCGUAACGGUCUACGAAAUACAUGCACGCAUGGCUCUAGAAGUGGGCGACAUGGUAGAAUAUAACCAGUGUCAGGCCAUGCUGCGUAAUCUGUAUGAACUCGGCAUCCCGGGGAAGGUGGAAGAGUUCACCGCAUAUCGCAUCCUGAUGCUCCUCCAUGGGCGCAAUAGAAGUGAUUUGAAUCUAUACGUAGGUCAGCUAACCGACAAACAGAAAGUCGACCCGGCAGUGCGGCAUGCUUUGGAUGUGCAGAGGGCUUUGGCGAUGGGGAACUAUCACAGGCUGUUCGAUCUAUACCUUAACGCACCCAACAUGGGUGCAUACAUUAUGGACCACUUCAUCGAUCGAGAGCGGACACGCGCCCUCAUAGUCAUGACGAAAGCGUAUCGAACACUACCCUUGUCAUUUAUCCAGAACGAGUUGGCAUUCGACGGUCUGGCACAGGCCUGCGACUUCCUCACGGAGCACAAAGCAGGUCUUUUCACAAAUCCGAAUGCCCCGGACGCGGAGAAGAUCCUGGAUUGCAAGCCGGCGGGCGCUCCUCUCGUACAGGUGCUCGAGGAGAAGUACCGAAAAGUACAGAUCAAGGGCGCGGUAUAA
Rhodofomes roseus is the source of this 1344-nucleotide messenger RNA. RefSeq names its product SAC3/GANP/Nin1/mts3/eIF-3 p25 family-domain-containing protein. Lineage: Eukaryota; Fungi; Basidiomycota; Agaricomycetes; Polyporales; Fomitopsidaceae. The transcript has 10 exons. Gene Ontology annotation, cellular component: nucleus. The record is from RefSeq and is a predicted model, not a curated record. The coding region runs from base 1 to 1344 and encodes 447 amino acids.